AUUAUAAGCCCGGGGAAAUCCGCGGCAGGACAAUUUAAUACAAGAUGUUGAUAUCAUAUUAGGCAACUUAAUUCUCAUAUUACGAUGGAAAAUUCACAUUUAAAUUCUAUUGAGGUGGAAAGUUCCAAAAUUGAACAGCUACGUAAUGAUUUAAGAAUAGCUAAUGUAGAUGACUCCAUUUUCUCAGAUAGACAUCUGGAAAAAUUCCUCAUAGCCAGGAAUAUAGAUGUCGAAAAGGCCGAACAUCGAAUUUUGGAACAUUUGAGAUUUAGGAGAAAAUGGGAAAUAGAAAAUAUUCUCUCAUGGGAAGUCCCGUUGGUUUUAAAGACCUAUGUUCCUGGAGGAUUUUCCGGAUGGUCGAAGGAUGGUUACGCUGUAUGGAUUGAUGUGCCAGGAAAAAUUGAUAUUAAAGGUCUUACAUUAAGCGCUAAAAAGUCGGAUAUGAUUAAAUAUCAGAUUUAUCGCUCUGAGAAAUUAUUCAGGGAAAUACAAAGCAGGGAUGCUCCAGAUCAAAUUAUACUUGUUAACGAUUUAUCAGACUUCACUCUUAAGUUACUAUUCACGCCUGGAAUGGAUAUCCUUCUUCAUAUUUUGGCAAUUUUAGAAGAUAACUAUCCAGAAGCUUUACAUAUUUGCUACGUAAUAAACGCUCCCAAGAUAUUUCCUUUAAUAUUUGAUGCCGUGAAGCCUUUAUUAACAAAUAGAACCAAAAAUAAAAUUAAAAUUCUGGGUAAGGAUUGGAAAGAGGAGCUCGUCGAUAAAAUUGGUGAAGAAGCUCUACCCCAGAAUUGGGGCGGUAGUCUAACUGAUCAAGACGGUGAUCCUUACUGCAGAUCAAGAAUUUCUCUUGGGGGAUCCAUUCCAACAUCCUUUUACCUCAAGGACUCUAUCAGCUUCGAUUCCUCUUCAUUUACUAAGGUAAAUAUACCCCGUGGACAAAUAAUGGAGGUUACAAAAAAAGUAGAAAAACGCAGCUCCAUUCUAAGUUGGGCGUUUCAAACUGACAGCAAAGAUAUUCGUUAUGGCCUUUUCUAUAAACCUGACAGACCAGAAACAGAAACAGGAAAUCGUAAAGAAACAUCACUCAUUGCAUUUAUGAGGGUUAACUCUCACUUAGUGCCUGAAGAUGGCGUCUAUACUUGCAAGUUGCCAGGAUUCUACACUCUUCGUUUUGAUAAUACAUACAGCUGGAUAAAUAGCAAAUCUCUUUUCUAUUCUUUUCAAGUAAAAGAACCCGAAGGUAGUUUUGAUUUUGAUGAAAAUGAUAUGGGAUAUUGA
This is a messenger RNA of Dimorphilus gyrociliatus, 1278 nucleotides long. Lineage: Eukaryota; Metazoa; Annelida; Polychaeta; Dinophilidae. The record is from the annotation of a GenBank genome assembly.